Molecule: messenger RNA, 992 nt
Organism: Coffea arabica (coffee)
Lineage: Eukaryota; Viridiplantae; Streptophyta; Magnoliopsida; Gentianales; Rubiaceae
Source: RefSeq, a predicted model, not a curated record
AUGUUUAGAUCUGGCCUAUUCCAUCUGUUAGUCGCUCCUCUGUUAAUCGCUCCAGUGGCAUCUUCACCUUCAGAUGGCUUUAAUUGGUAUGAAGACGGGGAAGAUGUUCACAAAUCAGGCAAACACCCUCACAGAGAACAAGGUUUUCCCAGAUUGCCGUUGUUAUCUGCACUUGCACCUGAUGCUGAUGUUAAAGAGUCUGCUAUCCCCCCAUUUUGCCGUCUACAUAUGGCUGGGACGGAGAAUCUGCAUUUGAAGAAGGGCAUCAUCGAUUAUGAUGGCAUCAUUGACGAACUCGACUAAAAUUUCAUUACUUUCCACCAAUUCGGAGGAAUAUCCUCCUCUCAAAUUCCUAUUCCAAGCCGGCAAAAAUGGAACCCUUCCCGGAAACGCAGCAGUUUCGGAUUCCCCAAAGAAGCAAUGUUGGAGCUGCUAAGGUAAGCCAAACCCAGCAUGCUGAUAAAGAUAAAGGGGUCUACCCGGUUGGGUUCCUCACCAAACAUGGCAUUUCACAUAAAGCCUUCGCCUUUUUCCUUCGUGAAAGCUAGUAUUGUUUGACCUUUAGCCCUUCUUGUUUUCCUCGUAAUUAUGAAAGUUUUGGUUUUUAUUGGAAGAGAUACCUAGUUUGAUUUUUCACUUUUACUCGCGCGAUGGGAUGUUUAACGUUACCUCAACCUGAGGAGCUGGCUUCUGGGUUAGUGCUUUCUUGCUCUUUCACAUAUUAAUAUUGGGCUAUCUUAUACUAUUAUUUAAAGUUCUAGUUCCUCAUGUUUUUGAAAGUUACUGACUUUCGUUGUUUUUGAUAUCCAAGUGUUUGUCAGAAUUCUUAGCUGAAUUCUCUUUAUUUUUUCCAUAAUUAGCAAUUAUAGCAUGUGUGUUACUAGUGAUGCCUAUGUUUCUUAUUACUAGAUAUGAACUACUGGAGUGAUGCCUAUGUUUUUGAAUUCUAGAUAUGAACUACUAGGAAUGCAACGAAAUGAUAAACAUCUCAG